UCCUCCCUCCUCUGCCUCGAUCUGAGUCUCCCCUCACUACACCUGCCCCGUCUACCUGCAUAGUCGCCAGCCAUGGGUGUCAUGCUGAAGAAGCCCGAGGGCGUGGCUGGUUCCACCAUGCCCGCCAUCUUGGUCGGCUUGUUCGUCGCUUUCGGUGGUGUCUUGUUCGGUUACGAUACCGGUACCAUUGGUGGUAUUCUUGGAAUGCACCACUGGCGCGAGCUCUUCAGCACCGGAUACAUCAACCCCAAGGACCACAUGCCCGAUGUCACGGCUGAGCAGACGUCCCUGAUCGUCUCCAUUCUCUCGGCUGGUACCUUUUUCGGUGCAUUGACCGCUGCCCCAACUGCCGAUCUCCUUGGUCGUCGCCUUGGCCUCGUCGCCAGCAACGUCGUCUUCUGCCUUGGUGUCAUCCUCCAGACUGCUGCCACUGCUAUCCCCAUGUUCGUUGCUGGUCGUUUCUUUGCCGGCUACGGAGUCGGUAUGAUCUCUGCCACCAUUCCUCUCUACCAAUCCGAGACCGCCCCCAAGUGGAUUCGUGGUACCAUUGUCGGUAGCUACCAACUCGCCAUCACCAUUGGUCUCUUGCUUGCCGCUAUUGUCAACAACGCUACCAAGGACAGGAGCGACACUGGCUCUUACCGCAUCCCCAUUGCCGUUCAGUUUGCCUGGGCCAUCGUCCUCUUCUUCGGCUGCAUCUUCCUUCCCGAGACUCCCCGCUGGUUCAUCAAGAAGGGUCAGCACGAAAAGGCUGCCAAGUCUCUUUCCACGCUUCGUCGUCUCAACAUUGAAGACCCGGCCCUCAUUGAGGAGCUGGCCGAGAUCACGGCCAACCACGAGUAUGAAAUGUCUCUCGGCAAGGCUACCUACGCCGACUGCUUCCGUGGCAACCUUGGUAAGCGCCUCGCCACUGGCUGUCUUCUCCAGUCCCUUCAGCAACUCACUGGUGUCAACUUCAUCUUCUACUACGGAACCUCCUUCUUCCAGAACUCUGGUAUCCGCAACCCGUUUGUUGUUUCUAUGAUUACCUCGUGUGUCAACGUCGCCUCUACCUUCCCCGGUCUCUACCUUGUCGAGAAGUGGGGUCGCCGCAACCUUCUCCUCUUUGGUGCCGUCGGUAUGGCUGUCUGCCAGUUCAUUGUUGCCAUUACCGGUACCGUUGCCGGCGUUGACAACCUGUCGGCCCAGAAGGCUCUGAUUGCCUUUGUCUGCAUCUACAUCUUCUUCUUCGCCUGCUCCUGGGGCCCGGUCGCCUGGGUUGUCACUGGUGAAAUCUUCCCCCUCAAGGUCCGCGCCAAGUCUCUCUCCAUGACCACAGCCAGCAACUGGCUCCUCAACUUCGCCAUUGGAUACUCGACCCCCUACAUGGUCAACAGUGGUCCCGGUAACGCCAAUAUGGGCGCAAAGGUCUUCUUCGUCUGGGGCGGAUGCUGCUUCAUUUGCAUCUUCUUCGUCUGGGGCAUGAUCUACGAGACCAAGGGUCUGUCUCUCGAGCAGGUCGACGAGCUCUACAGCAAGUGCUCCAAGGCCUGGCAAUCACCUGGCUUUGUUCCUUCGGUAUCUUUCCAGGACAUUCAGGACAUGCACGCCGACACUCGCCGCGCAAGCCUUACUGAGAUUGAGGCUGAUGCUACCCGCAAGAGGAGCGCUACUCACACCGAGUACCCCGAGAAGACGGUCGUCUAAGCACCACCUGUCUACUCUCAACAAACGCGAUAUGAUCUGAAGAUGUUGUUUAGGGAUAUGAUGUUGAUUGCAUGACCUUUGGUUCAUGAGGUGGCAUCAUAACGCUGUAUUCUGUAUAUACCUCUGGUGAUGAUUUAUGAGUUUUAAUGAAUUAUUAUCAACUAUGUUUUAUUCACAA
Molecule: messenger RNA, 1864 nt
Organism: Exserohilum turcica Et28A
Lineage: Eukaryota; Fungi; Ascomycota; Dothideomycetes; Pleosporales; Pleosporaceae
Exons: 2
Coding region: 73-1686 (537 amino acids)
Biological process (GO): carbohydrate transport; transmembrane transport
Cellular component (GO): membrane
Molecular function (GO): carbohydrate:proton symporter activity
Source: RefSeq, a predicted model, not a curated record